GAGUUCAAGAUCGUGAUGCGUGACUAGGAGGGAAUAGACGGUAUGACUCGUGCGUUGAAACAAGCGUCGCUUGCUUGUAGGGAAUGGUAGCUGAAAAUAAUUGACCUUUGUUCAGGAAUUUGAGCUCGCCGAUAGAAAUUUCCGGCGCUUUAGAAACUAGUGUUUCAAUUUGACAUGCAGAACAAGUCGUUGAUUCCAGCCGUGUUCUUCCAAAGGACGCAAGUGCAUCUUCUAUCCUGUGAUCCCGUCGACAACGGCCGAGAGUUCUGUUCAAGAUUGUCAGCGAGGGAUGGGUCAGCAGCCCGGCGAGUAACCAAACCACCGGCUGCCAGUGCACAGGAACGCAUGAUUAUGUGAUCAUGCCGGCCAUCGUUAAUAUCCGCUGCUUGCCGCUUCUACUAUAGGAUAACUCACAGAAUGGUCAAACCAAACGAGUCCUCGCCCCACACCGAAGUCACAAGUCCCAAGGUCACGAUCUCCGGCCUCACUGAGGUCAGCCGAACGGAAUCAUCGAUCGAGGACCCACGGCCAGGUACAAAGCCUGUCAUUCUGUGUCCUCAAUCGAGGAAAGAAGAGAAACAAUGCGAACCCCCUCCCAAACUCUCCGCCCUUGUCGAAACCGGCCAAGCAGAAUCGUCGAUACAGGUUCCAUUGCAGCGCGCCUAUCGUGGCGAAAAGUCCGUCAUACCAGCCUCCCUUGCGGACACUCUUUGUUCCGAACUUGGUAUUGGUCGUCUCUUACAGACGCUCAACGACAUCCUGGGGACGUCAUACAACCUCGACGACACUCCAUCCCUCUCCUCCCUUCUCAAUCAGUGCAUCUCAAGGAACUACGACUUUGGCACUGCGUACGGCCAUCUCCGCCAGUCGUGGUACGACGACUUGAGCACCAUACAAGAUAAUUUACGCACAUACGAGAAGAAGGACCGAGAGAUGCGCCGAAAUGCGCUUGUUGGUGACCAGAUUGUCGGCACACAAAUCCCCCCUCGACGCGUUUGGGAUCUGUUUAGUAAUCGGGUGGUGCCGUGGUGGGUCACCAAAGAGAAGUGGCCACAGCCGAUAUCCCAUGCAUGGAUGGAGGGAAACGAUCGUAGUGAUAUUCGUACUCCCAUCAACGGAAAGGAGUGGCCAGUUCCCAUCCCGACAGGCGUCGACCUUAAACUUAUCCGAAUCGAGAUGCUUAAUCUUGGGUUAGAGUAUGUGUGGCUGGACGUCCUCUGUUUGAGACAGAAAGACGGGCCGGGAGAGGAUCUACGUGCAGAGGAGUGGAAAGUGGAUGUGCCCACAAUUGGAUAUCUGUAUCGCGUAGUCGGCGUGGUGGUGUGCUACUUGAGUGGCCUUGGGAGGCCUUUCACUUUGACGGCGAAAGUCUUUCAAAGUCAUCAUUGGUGGUUUAACCGUGCAUGGACACUGCAGGAGGUCGCUGAGGAUCGGAUUAUUGCUGGAGAUACACCCGAUGGACCAUUGCAUACUGAGCCGCAAGACGAGGAGGGUAAAGAGAUAGUAAAGAAGUUUCGGAAGCAACUGCAGGCCUUGGAUGACAUCUCACCGGAUUCAUACAAUAUAUUCGACGUGUUGGCGGAGAUGCAGAAGCGGCAAUCGGCAAAAGCCGUAGACAAGAUCGCAGGUAUGGCGUUUUGCCUCGAAUCGGCUACGAUACCGGCGUACUAUGAGGAUCAGUCUCUCGAAGAUGCUUGGACAGCGCUGGUGAAUACAGUUAUUCCAUGGUUUCGGGGGGACUUAUUCUUCGGGUUUCCUGAACCGGGAACCGGGAACAAAAAAUGGAGACCUUCGUGGGAUCAGGCCAUGGCCAUGCCUCGGCAGAAGGGAGAAUGCGGCGUGUGGGUUGGUCGGGACGAGGAAAAUGGUAACGACUGGUGUCAAGGGUACUGCAUUGAAAAAGGGACUGUGAGAGGAUUGGAUGCGGAAAGGGUUGAUCGACGGGGUGAGCUGACUGUUAUCGGCGCGAACGGAAAAACACAUGCAUUCCAGAUAACUGCCCUCCACCACUACCUAAUACCCGAGGACACAUAUACAAUAAUCGGUGCGCACAUAGCACUGGAGAAUUGGGUCGUCGGGCGAAGAUUAUCAAACAACUGGUUCGAGAAAGUAUCCGUGUUCACAAUGCCUAAUUCAGAGGAACGAAAGAGGUUGCAUGAUCUGGAAGUCACCAAAGAGCUGCGCAAUUAUCUUGUUUGAUACGAACAACAAUUUAUGACCUCUGAUUCCCCUUCAUUGUCAGUUCAAUACGUGAACAGGCAUUCCUCUCUUGGUACAACCCGUUACACCGAGGAGCUGCGCCCUGCAUGCAGUAGGUUU
Messenger RNA from Desarmillaria tabescens, 2319 nucleotides. RefSeq lists its product as uncharacterized. Bases 418 to 2199 code for a protein of 593 amino acids. The transcript is spliced from 3 exons. Lineage: Eukaryota; Fungi; Basidiomycota; Agaricomycetes; Agaricales; Physalacriaceae. The record is from RefSeq and is a predicted model, not a curated record.